AUGAGUCGACCCAGUGGAAAUGGAACUGGAAAUGGCAGGAGAUCGAGGCAUUUAUCACCAGCCUCCGCGGCCACUGCUGCCUCUCCUCGCCCGACGAGCCGUCCAAUUCUUGAUCCAUCACUUACUCUAGACAAUCAGAGUGGCUCUGGUCCACCAUCAGCCCAGAACUCUUCGGGGAUUCCGGCAGAAGCCCUUCCAAUAACUGGACGUACCUUUCAUCCAGAUGCCUCCCUGGUCCUGGUUGGAAUUCGAGCGUCUGGAAAGCGUUCCCUAGGUUUCAUUGCUGCAACCGCAUUGAACAGAAGGUUUGUCACCGAGGAUCACUAUUUCCAAAGCAUCAAUGGGUUAUCAAGACAAGACUACCUCAAGGCAUAUGGAAGCGAACAGUUCCACAGACAGGAUAUUGAGUCUUCCAGGCAGAUGCUGGAAGACAACAAGUAUGGCUGUGUUAUCGACUGUGGCUUGGGCAGCUUGACCAAAAGCCUACAAGAAUAUCUCAAAAAGUACUGCGAAACGAAUCCUGUUGUCUUCGUCGUCAGAGACAUACUUCGAGUCAAAUCCCUUCUCAAUCUUAGUGACCGUCCAGCCAAAGCUCUUGACCACGGGAAUGCCACUCACCGAAAAUGCUCCAACUUUGAAUUCUAUAACCUGGAGGACAAUUCAACCACUGGUCCUGUCGAUUCCGAUAACAUCGACCGGGCAUCGCCCAAUUACUCAUUUAAGCUCAGAAAUGUCCAGGCUGAUUUUUCUCGAUUUGUUCGAUUCAUCACCGGGAGUGUCGCUACCCAGCCAGCUCUUCAGUCCCCUUUCUCGCUCGAUGUCCCAAUUGACCACCGAACUUAUACCCAUCUUCUCCGUGUGCGCCUUUCAGACUUUGUCAACGGACAGAUCGACUUCACACAACUUGAAUCCGCUGGUGAUGUUGUCGGGAUCUAUGUUGAUCAGUGGCAUUCUACCACUGCCAAAGCUCUUAGUGAGAUGGUGGCCCAAGCACGGAGAACUCUUCAGGUCCCAAUAUUGAUGUCCGCAAGCCUGGAGAUCUCUGAAUCUUCGAAUGUUGAGACCUACUUAAUGGUGCUGGCGCAUGGCCUACGACUUGGAUUGGAAUAUAUGAUCAUCGACCUCAAUCUCAAUGACCAACAAAUCGAUCAGAUAAAGGCAAUCAAAGGCCAUACAAAGCUUAUCGGGAGUUAUGCCAACACAACUCCAAGCAAGACAGACUGGAAGGAUAUCAAGUGGAAUGACAUGUACAUCAGAGCGACGCACCUUGGGCUUGAUCUCGUGCGACUUCUGAAUACACCCACCUCGCGUGCCGACAAUGACACCCUGACUUGGUUUAUCCAGGAGCUGAAGCAACUUCCUAUCUUCUCGAGUACUCCGAUAGCGUACAAUUCAGGCUUGAUGGGACGAACCUCACAAAUCAUGAAUUCUAUUCUAACCCUAGUGACUCAUCCUUCGUUGCCCGCGACCGUAACAAACCACCCGAAUGACUUCCAACCCUUAUUGACCUCUCAGCAGAUUAUCAGAGCAUUAUUCAAUAGCUUUGUGUUCGACCCUCUCAAAUUUUACAUCGUUGGAGGCAACGUUGCUGGCUCCUUGUCUCCCGCUAUGCAUAAUGCUGCCUACAAGCUUCUGGGAUUGCAACAUAAUUACAGCACCAAGAACAUCACUUCCUGGACGGACAUUGUAGAGCUUGCCCAAGAUGAUUCCCUGGGUGGCUUGAGUAUAGUGCAGCCCUACAAAGUAAGGGUUGUUCCGAAUCUAGAAGCACUGAGCGCACAUGCAAAAGCCAUUGGUGCCGUCAACACCCUGGUCCCUCUCAGAUCCGACUCAACAGGUGCUGUACCCCCCCUGGAAGUACAAGCUCAAAAUCGGAACCGGUCCGGACACAUUGUUGGCUGGUUCGGAGAGAACACGGACUAUAUCGGCAUUCUGAACUGCAUCAACCGAAGCCUAUCCCCUCGCAAUGCGAUACAAGCCAAGACGACGGGACUCGUCAUUGGGGCAGGCGGUAUGGCCAGAGCAGCCGUGUACGCUAUACUCCUGACGGGCUGCAAGAACAUCUUUGUCUACAACAGGACGGUUGAAAAUACUUGGAAGAUCGCCACGCAUUUCAAUGAGUUUGCUAGCAAAUAUCACACAGGAAGUCCUUCUCAGCAGUCCAUCCAUGUUCUUGAAUCAAUUUCUGAUCCUUGGCCAUCAAACUUUGCUCCACCGACAGUGGUGGUAUCUUGUGUAACUCAUGAAGUGCUUGAUGGCAAUCCCGGUGCGGACUUUAGGAUGCCCGAGACGUGGCUAGAGUCACCAACCGGAGGGGUGGUUAUAGAGAUGGCAUACAUGACCAAAGAAACCCCGUUAAUCGGACAGAUGCAUGAAUUCCGUACAAAAACCCAGAGACCCUGGGUUUUGGUGGAUGGUAUCGAGACCCUGAUUGAGCAAGCUGUCGCACAAUUUGAGUCCAUGACGAGCAGGAAGGCACCCAAGAGCUGUAUGGCUACUGCAGUCUACAAUGCCAUCGAAGCAAACAAAUCGUACUUAGGGGGCGGUGAAGAGUUCUUUGCAUGA
Exophiala aquamarina CBS 119918 is the source of this 2565-nucleotide messenger RNA. RefSeq lists its product as uncharacterized. The record is from RefSeq and is a predicted model, not a curated record. The coding region runs from base 1 to 2565 and encodes 854 amino acids. Gene Ontology annotation, molecular function: 3-dehydroquinate dehydratase activity; shikimate 3-dehydrogenase (NADP+) activity; 3-phosphoshikimate 1-carboxyvinyltransferase activity. Gene Ontology annotation, biological process: chorismate biosynthetic process. Lineage: Eukaryota; Fungi; Ascomycota; Eurotiomycetes; Chaetothyriales; Herpotrichiellaceae. The transcript has a single exon.